Messenger RNA from Pangasianodon hypophthalmus (striped catfish), 5474 nucleotides. Its product is annotated as carcinoembryonic antigen-related cell adhesion molecule 6. The transcript has 5 exons. The record is from RefSeq and is a predicted model, not a curated record. Bases 50 to 1111 code for a protein of 353 amino acids. Lineage: Eukaryota; Metazoa; Chordata; Actinopteri; Siluriformes; Pangasiidae.
CAAACUGACAUAUUAUAACCAAACCUGGUUCCCAGCUGUGGCUCAGGGUAUGUUUACAAUGGAUUUGUACAAUUUGUGGUUGCUUUUGUUACUUCUGGCAGAAAUGGGUGUCUGUUCUGGUGCCCAGCUUGUGAUGCCAGAAGCGGUGAGCGGUGUGAGGGGUAAAAGUGUGAAUUUCACGGCAUCAGGUCCUCCUUCGGCUGAGGUCCAGACGGUGACGUGGUCGUUCAUCCCCAAACCCGGUACCACUGUUCCCAUCUACACGGCCACGAAGGAGAACGAGAAGGUGUCCAGCGCGUACAGCGGCCGCGUGAAAUAUUACAGGAGCACGUACACGCUCCAGCUCAACUCGCUCAGGGCCGAGGACAGCGGGACCUACACCCUGACCAUCGUCGACUCCAACCUGGACCAGCUGGUGGACCAGACUGUGCUCGUGGUGCUGGAGCCUUUGGCAGAUGUGAAUAUCUUCUCCAACCUUCCUGAAGCAGUGGAAUUCAACAGCACUGUAGUUCUUACCUGCUCUGCCAAAGGGUCUGAUCUCUCCUACAGCUGGCUGAACAAUUCAGCUCCCGUGGUGGUGGAUGGGAAGCAUGUGGUGCAGAACGGCAGAGAGCUCGCCAUUAGUCAGGUUUUUCGUACAGACCUGCAAGGGCCAAUCUACUGCAUAGCCAAGAACCAAGUGGAAUCUGCAACCAGUUCUGCUUUCACCCUCACUGUCAACUAUGGCCCUGAUCUUAUUACUAUAAAACGAGAGCCUGCUGAUGAUGUCCUGAACAAGGGAUCCAACCUCACAUUGUCAUGCUCAGCCCAGUCCAGCCCUGCUGCUGAGAUCAUAUGGCUUUUUAAUGAAGUCAAGCUUCCCCAGAACACUGCUACACUAGUUCUCUCCAACUUUGGAAGAAAUCAGAGUGGCAACUACAGCUGCAUUGCCUACAACAGCAAGACCAAGCGUUAUGUCACUUCAGAGGUCACCACACUGACUCUCGCAGGAGAGAGGGAAUCGGAUGGCCAGUUGUCUGAAGGAGCCAUCGCUGGAAUUGUCAUAGCUGUCCUAUUGCUCGUGGCAAUCAUUAUGGUCAUCAUCUACAAGAGGCAACAGAUUCAAGAUUGAAUUUACUGUUCAUUCUACAGUUAUUAUUACCUCUUCUUCAACAACUGCUCUGACCUGCUUAGCAACCUGCUGAAGAGUCGCUUUCUGUCCCAGACGUACAGCACUUUUUCAGCUUUUUCUAUGUGUUCAGUAAAUGUUAUAUUUCCAACUGUAUAAAAUAUAUUAUUUAUGAUAUCUGACAAAGGUAUUAAAGGAACACUCUGUAGCAAGAUUUCCCAGUUUAGAAUACUUGGGAAACCCCCUCCUGAUUAUGCAUCUUGGAGGUGGAUGCAAAAUUUUAAAAACUACAAUGGUUAUGAUGGAUAUUUGGGUGGGAGGGGAAUGGAGGGAGAAGGGAGGAAUGGGGGCAGUGCUCAGUGAAGCCAGAUAGCUAAUUGGCUACUGCUAAUAAGCAAUCACUUUGCUUUUUAAGUAAUUUAUUACAAUGGAAUGAAUGGAUUACUCAAGGACAGAAAUGACUCAACAGAUGUAGAUUUUUUGAGUUACUGUUACACAGUGAUUAUAUAACCAUACAUGUUCAAGCCAGAAUAUAUAGCAACUGUAGGUCUUUCAAAAUUACACUGAGCCACAUAACUGAAGUUAGCAAAAACACAAUUAGCUACCAUAAUGUUAGCUAGCAAUGUUACAUGAGUAUUUACUUUUAUUAACAACUUACUAGCCAUCUUACUAGUAGUUACAUAGGUGAGAAAAAGCCUUUGCAAAUGGACAUUACCUAGUUCUCCUAUCACAGUUUGGCUCCUUUUGUCAGGUUGGCUGGGCAUGGAGCUCUCCUUUGGUGUGCGUUUUGUACUAAACACAGGCAGAAUCACUCUUUUCUUUAGCAUCUUCCUUGGUGGAAGAUGCAGUAUCUAGUCAUGCUAGAUAUAUCUUGUUGUCAGGACUACAUUACCCAGCAGCACGUCACGAGAUCAUGCGCACCUGAGUCACAUUAAUGUCUAAUGAGCACUGGUAUUUAAGUUCUGUCUUUGGCAGCACACUUUGUCUAGUGUUUGUUGUGUUCUUGUGUUUCUAGUUUAUGUUCUUAGUAUUUGUGUUUGUGUUGCACCAAUUAAACAAUAUCUGCACUUGCAUCUGCUUCUGACUCCACUCCCUGAAAUUUGUUGGUUGCUAAAGGUGGAAAAUGUUCUAACAUGAUUUAUCUUUGUUUCACUUUCACGAAAUCCUGCAAUUUUUAUAGACUUUUUAUAUCCACUGUAUGUCUGCUUGAUGAAAAUUAACAUGACUUGCACCUUUGCUUUAAGUCUAAUCACAGAAAUCCACUUACAUCUUAAUUAUUGUGGUUCAAAAUGCCUAAAUAUUAAGUUGAACAUUUUUAAAACUAUGUUUAAAGCAGCCAUGUAGAACUGUGUAGUCCUAUCUCACUAAGAGAACAAGUAUUUACUGCAUUCCGUCUGUUUUCACCUGCCAGAAACUGUACCACUUUUAGCUCUGCAGCUUCAAUACUCUGUUUUGUGCUUAUCAGCAUUUUCAAACAAUAAUUCAUGUAAUUUCAUUUGACAAUCAUUCUAUAUUGUCACCUCACAUCUAGUUUCUAGUUACUCAUAUCUUUGACCCAUGUCUAUUCUACUGUAUCAACGGGUUUUUCUGGCCAAUUUAUUCAAAAAAACAAACAACAGAACCAUUGCCUAAUAAGUAAAAUAAAUAAAUUUAAAUAAAUAAAUUUAUACUAUUUAUAUAAAUGAUUUAUCUAAUGUCUCAAAUAUCCUUACUCCAAUAAUGUUUGCAGAUGACACAACCCUUCUCUCUCAUUCAAAUUUCAACUCGCUGAUUAAGAAUGCGAAUAUUGGUUUAACUGCUUAUGCUACAUGGUUUAGAUUUAUUAUAGUCUAAUUUAUCCCUAUCUUUCAUACUGUAAUAUAGUUUGGGCAAGUACUUUUCCUACUACUCUUCAUAAAAUUUUGGUUCUAGAGAAAUGUUUUGUUAGGAUUGUAACCCGAUCAGAGUCAUAUAUUUCAUCGUCUCCUUUUUUUUUCAGAAAUUUCAGAUUUUUACUAUUUAUAACAUUAAUAUUUUUCAAUAUUUAAUAGUUUUCAUUUAUAAGAUACAUUUAAGUGAAGGGAAUAUUCCUGAGCAAGGAAUUCAAGCCUUACUUUAAAGCAAAUUCAUAGGUCCAUUCUUACUCAACUCAUCAAUCUUCAGAUUUUCAUUUUCCUAAAUUUCUCACUUGUACAGGUCAAUUCUCAAUAAGAUUUAGGGGUAUCAAAUUUUCCCACCUGGUAAAAAAAAUGUUCGUCUAUAAUAUGCUAUAAAAGUUUAAAAGAUCAUUUAAUUGCUGUCUUGUAACUGUUUUUCCCUUUAUUAUGUAUUCCAUGUUUCCAUGAAUUAUUUUUUAUUUAUUUCAUUUAUAGUGAUAUAUAUUAUUAUUGUUGUUCAGGUGUAUAAACCAAUAUCCCCCUCAUGUUACUUAUACAUGCUUACACACAUAUAUACUCAAGCAUCUUUUAUAGAUGAAUACAUACAUGUAUGCACAUUCAUACAGUGCAUGCACAUACACACUGACAUAUACAUAUAUACAUGCUGUUCACCUAUUUCUGUAUUUAUAUUUUUGUUGUUAUGAUAUAUAUUGGUAUUAUUAGUUUAUCAUUCUGAUGUAGCUUUAUUAUCUUCUGUAUGUUAAUUUAGCGUUCUCUAUAACUUUUGAAAAUUUAACAUUGUUAAGGUAGAGGCUUUAAAUAAGCCUUCACGGGUAUUUGUCUCUCCCUGCACUGUAUAUUUGUAUUCUUACUACUUUUCUUUUUGUGUAUUUUUAAUCAUGCAAAAUAAUAAUAAAGAAAGAAUAAAGAAAUAAGGGCCUAUGUUCCAAAGAACACACAAAAUCAAGCAGUCAGAGCAUAAAACCAACAGUGAAGCAAAUGGAAUGUGUUGAAGUAAGGAGGGUUGGGAUGGUAUGAUAUCAAAGCAACAAUACAGUUGGGAUAAGACAAAAUGAAAAUACAACAAUAAAUAUACAUACAAUUAUACAUAUACGCAACAUACAAUACACACAGUAUACAGUAUGUACACAAAAACAUCCACAUUAAAUAUUUACCAUAAAAGCUUAAGCAACAGUGAAUUGCACAGCUCCCUAGAUCUUGCUAUUUAUUUUUUUAAUUGAAACUGAGUGUUCAAAUAUACAAAUGAGUUCUUGUGCCAGCAGAGUUAUAAGAGUAUCUUAUCACUAUACAUGCACCUUCUCCCAGAGGGCAGGAGCUGAUAUUCAGAGUGGAGGAUAUGGGAUGGAUAGAUGCAUGGACUAAUGAGAAAUGGAUUAAAGUGACAUGUAUUCCUUCUUUCCUAUGACUCUUAUGGCACUUUUCACAAUGGAGGCAAGCUGUGAUUUUAAUUGUGCUGUGGGAUUACCAUACCAUACCUGUAUCCCAUAACCGAUCAAGCUCUCUAGAACCACUCAGUAAAACAAAAAUGUUUCUGGCUGAUCUUAGAUUAGACACUCUAAGACUAGAUUAUCAACUUGGGCUUUACAGGUGAAUGUAUUAUCAAUAUGGACAACUAGGUAUUUGUAAAAGCAUACUGGUCAAAUGCCACAAUACCAUCCAAUACCAUCUUUUCUCUUUUUCCUCACGUUUAAACUGGGUAGUUAACCUCACACCAAUGCACAAAGGUUUCUAUUGCAGAGUGUUAAUCUGUGUGAGAAACUUAACUUAAUAGACUUAAGAUAGCAUUAUCAGCAGAGAACAUCACUAUGUAAUUGUGUGGAUGUUUGCUCACACACUCAUUCAUGUAGAAAGUAAAAGGAUAGAUGAGCUCAUACAAUCCUGAGGAGCACCUCUGCUGAAGGUGUUGGGGUCAGAGAGAUUGGUGCUCGUAUGUUUUAUAUAUUGGAUGUGAUUUGUGAAGAAUGAAAAGUACCAUUUAAUAUUAAAAGGGUUGACAGUAAUCUGUUUCAAAGUAUGUGGGGCUGUGGAGUGUUAAAUGCUGAAUUAAAAUAAAAAAAAAGGCAUGUAUAUGCAUUAGUGUCUUCUAGAUGAUUAAGGAUCAGAUGGGUGAUGGUGUUAAUCACACCAUCAGUGCCCCACUCCUAUCUGUUAGCAAACUCAAAUGGGUCUAACCAUGGCUUUACUUCAGCUUUGAGAAUGGAUACCACAUAUUUCUUCAUGCACUUCAUCAACAGAAGAUAAAGUCACAGGACUGCAGUCAUUAUUGUCAUUUGAACAAGGUUUCUUUGUCACUGGUGUAAUAACAGUUGGGAAAAGUGUGUGAGUCCAAUGAAUAUUGGAAAAUAGGGACCCAAGCUGGGGUCAGCUCCUCUGUCUUCAGCAAUUGCUACGAACUACGAAUUUUGCACUCAAGGCUCCAUCACUGAACAGUUGAUAACUUCAACAAAAUAGACUUCGAGUUAAAACUGUCUGGCUGCUUUAUGUCCCAG